UGGCAGCUUCAGGUUUCCACUGAGGUAAUGAUUUAGCGUAACUGUACAUGGUUUAUUUGUUUAUUUAUUGUUAUAUUAAGACGCAACCCAAUUUACUGUGCGUUUUCGCCAAUAAAUAGGCAUGGGUGACUGUGCCGUGCAAAAAAUGCACAGCCAGCUUUUUUAAGGUAGUCUGUCCUAACGUAUGGGGGGGAUCUGUGGGACAGCUUCAGGACGAUCAGUCGGAUUCACCAAUUCCCAAGGUGCGCUUUGUUUCAAGGAAUCAUAUUUACAGUAUUUAAGUCUAGGUAGUAGGGAUGGAGCCUGUGUUUGCUGCGGGAGUGGCUUUGCGCUUGCGAAGCGACAGGGACCGUUCGGAGGGUCUGGGCCAGAAUGACAAAGCUCACAAGUUCCUGGGACAGGACUUUGAGAUCCUGAGAGCUCAGUGCCUUCAAAGUAAACGACUGUUUGAGGAUGACUACUUCCCCGCAAAACACUCCUCACUUGGUUUCAAGGAGCUUGGACCGAGCUCAGCGAAAGCACAGGGGGUCCGGUGGCUAAGACCCACGGAGUUCUGCUCUGACCCCCACUUUAUCGUAGAUGGUGCUACUCGCACAGACAUCUGCCAGGGAGCUCUGGGUGACUGCUGGUUGCUGGCAGCCAUUGCAUGCCUUACCCUGAAUGAGCCCUUGUUGCAUCGGGUGGUGCCCCAUGGACAGAGCUUCCACCAUGACUAUGCAGGAAUAUUUCACUUCCAGAUCUGGCAGUUCGGAGAGUGGGUGGAUGUGGUGGUGGAUGACCGGCUGCCGGUGAGGGAUGGAAAGCUGCUGUUCGUCCACUCAGCUGAGGGAGCAGAAUUCUGGAGUGCACUGCUGGAGAAAGCCUAUGCAAAGCUGAAUGGCUGUUACGAAGCACUCUCUGGUGGCAGCACCUCUGAGGGCUUCGAAGACUUCACCGGUGGGGUGACGGAGAUGUACGAGCUAAAGAAGGCCCCCCCGAACCUCUACAGCAUCAUCCAGAAAGCGGUGGACAGAGGCUCCCUGCUCGGCUGUUCCAUCGACAUCACUGGCUUCUUUGACAUGGAAGCAGUCACCUUCAAGAAGCUGGUGAAGGGCCACGCCUACUCUGUCACAGGGGUGGAGGAGGUGGAGUUGAAGGGGAGCCUGACCAAACUGAUACGCAUCCGCAACCCCUGGGGAGAGGUGGAGUGGACAGGAGCCUGGAGUGACGAAUCACGGGAGUGGAACAGUGUUGAUCCAUCUGUCCGGUCCAGACUACAUCACCGUAGUGAAGAUGGAGAAUUCUGGAUGUCCUUUAGUGACUUUAUGCGGGAGUUCAGUCGCCUGGAGAUCUGUAAUCUGACACCAGAUGCCCUGCAGGUGAGUCAGCUGAAGAAGUGGAACACGGUGCUCUACCCGGGGGAGUGGAGAAGGGGCAGCACCGCUGGCGGAUGUAGAAAUUACCCAGCAACAUUCUGGAUCAAUCCUCAGUACAAAAUAGCCCUCACGCAGCCAGACACAGACAGCCAGUCAGAUUGCAGCUUUCUGGUGGCCCUGAUGCAGAAGGAUCGUCGUCGGUUACGUCAGGAGGGCAAGGACAUGGAGACCAUUGGAUUUGCUAUAUAUGAGGUUCCUGAAGAGUGUAAAGGUCAGGCGGGGAUGCACCUGCGUCGGGACUUCUUCCUGAAGCAGGCGUCCAAAGCGCGCUCGGAGCUCUUCAUCAACCUGCGCGAGGUCAGCUCCCGCUUCUGCCUCCCAGAGGGGGAGUACAUCAUCGUCCCGUCCACCUUCGAACCCCAGAAGGAGGGAGACUUUGUGCUGAGGGUGUUCUCGGAGAAACCGGCCGACUCCCAAGAGCUAGACGAUGAGCUGACAGCAGAUCUGCCUGAGGAGGAGCGGCUUGAUGAGAGUCAGAUUGAUGAAGGCUUCAAAAACCUCUUCAAACAGCUGGCUGGACAGGAAAUGGUGAUCACUAUAUCGAAGUUGCAAAUGAUCUUGAACAGGGUUGUAAGCAAACAUAAAGACCUGAAAACAGAUGGCUUUGGAAAGGAGGCGUGUCGAUGUAUGAUAGCUCUAAUGGACACUAAUGGCAGUGGAAAGCUAGGCCUGGCAGACUUCCAUGUGCUCUGGGAGAAAGUUAAGAAAUACCUUACUAUAUUUAGGAAGUUUGACUUGGACAAGUCUGGCACCAUGAGCUCCUAUGAGAUGCGUCUGGCACUGGAAUCUGCAGGUUUCAAGUUGAAUAACCACCUCUUCCAGCUGAUCAUUCUGCGCUACGCCAAGCCAGACCUUAAUGUGGAUUUUGAUAACUUUGUCACUUGCCUGAUUCGUUUGGAGUCUAUGUUCAAGACCUUCAAAACAAUGGACACCGAUGCUGAUGGAGUGGUAUCCUUCAACUUCUCCCAGUGGAUCUCUCUCACCAUGUUUGCCUAAAGGGACAUGUGCUGCUCUCGGAACUGGCCAAUGCUAAAGGAACAUGUGCUGGUCUCGGAACUGGCCAAUGCAAGCAUCUACAUU
This is a messenger RNA of Alosa alosa (allis shad), 2495 nucleotides long. RefSeq names its product calpain-1 catalytic subunit. Bases 297 to 2411 code for a protein of 704 amino acids. Gene Ontology annotation, cellular component: cytoplasm. The transcript is spliced from 22 exons. Gene Ontology annotation, biological process: proteolysis. Gene Ontology annotation, molecular function: calcium-dependent cysteine-type endopeptidase activity; calcium ion binding. Lineage: Eukaryota; Metazoa; Chordata; Actinopteri; Clupeiformes; Clupeidae. The record is from RefSeq and is a predicted model, not a curated record.